Molecule: messenger RNA, 1986 nt
Organism: Neurospora tetraspora
Lineage: Eukaryota; Fungi; Ascomycota; Sordariomycetes; Sordariales; Sordariaceae
Exons: 3
Coding region: 292-1704 (470 amino acids)
Biological process (GO): adenylate cyclase-activating G protein-coupled receptor signaling pathway; cell surface receptor signaling pathway
Cellular component (GO): plasma membrane
Molecular function (GO): G protein-coupled receptor activity
Source: RefSeq, a predicted model, not a curated record
AACUGAACGAGAGCUACACACGGGCGCACAAUCCCAACCUCGGGGCUGGCGGGGAGAACCCUCCCCCUCCUUCUCGUCUGAUAAUUUUUUGACCUUCUUUUUAUGCCCCUCCUUUCCCGCCUCAUCUUGGACCAAAUAUAAUCUUCGCUCCCUGAAUCCGUCGUUGAUUACCGGUAUUCGGAUCACAACCCGCGACCGCUAUUCCUGUAACGCCGAUAUAAUCGACAACUUCUUGACGACUCGCUCGGAAUCUUCAGAAAUCCCUUGCGCCGUCGCGCACCACCCGCCACCAUGUCGAGCGACGACAACACCGACUGGGCCGGAGCCUACCCUGGCUUUCACGACACCUUUAACAUGAUUGAACGUAUCUGCUCGGUUUUCUCCCUGCUCGGCUGUAUCUUCAUCAUCUCGACCUUCUGCCUCUCCGAGAGGUUUCAGAAACCUAUCAACCGCUUGUGCUUCUUCGCUACCUUCGGUAACCUUGCGACCAACGUUGCAACGCUGAUGGGACGAGAUUUUGUCGAGAGCCCGCAUGGAGCGGGCUGUCAGUUCCAGGCGUUCCUGAUCCAGAUGUUCAUGCCGGCGGACGCGUUCUGGGUAUUGGCGAUGGCUGUCAACGUCUACUUGAUCUUUGAGCGCCAGUACGACGCCCAGAAGCUGAGGGCAAUGGAGAAGUUUUACUUCCUAGGCUGCUACGGCCUGACAUUCAUCGUCGCUUUGGCGUACAUCUUCAUCCAGACACCUACUAAGGGCAAGAUGUACGGGGAUGCGACACUGUGGUGCUGGAUUAGUCCAAAGUGGGAUAUCUUCCGUAUUGCAACCUUCUAUGGACCUGUCUGGGUUUCCAUUGGUUUCACCUUCUUCAUCUACAUCCGAGCCGGACGAGACAUCUACAAGAAUCACCGACAGAUCAAGAAGUUCAACAUCAGCAGCUCUCUCGGCGGUCCUGUUGACGAUACUCUGGUCUCUCGCAAGGUCACCGAGGUCUGUGUCACUCACGAGAUGGCCAACGAAAUUGGACUCGUGGACCUGGAAAGGAACAACCGCGCUCAAGGACGCUCCAAUGACUCGGCACCUCCUAGGGCACCUCCUAACGCCUACUCCGUUACUAUUUCGGCAGAUAAGCAGAGACUCCCAGAGACUGACGACGGCGAAAAUUUGGCACGCGCUACCACUUUGACUGGGACUGGGGGGCUGUCUGGAUCACACAAUACAGCUUCGCGGGCACAGUCUCGGCAGAACAGCGCAAUGUGGCAAUAUUCCAAAUGCGCACUGUUCUUCUUCACGGCAUUGUUGGUCACAUGGAUACCCUCGAGUUGCAACCGUGUCUACUCAGCGGUUCACCAUAACCAAACAGUGAAGGUCCUGGAGUACAUGAGUGCUGGUGUCUUGCCGUUGCAGGGGUUCUGGAAUGCCGUUAUUUAUGCAGUCACUUCUUGGAAGGCAUGUCAGAGAUUCUUUGGCGAUGAUGUGAAGGAGUGGUUCUCAAGGGACACGGAUUCCGGAAACAGGCUGCGUCGAGAAGGUGGUCAUCACCGAAGCACCUCAAGGGCGAUAAUUGGGCAAGCUGCCAGUGUUAAGCCUAACCCGUUCCAUAAGAUAGGCGGUCGAACGGACCAUCCGAGUUCAGAAACGGAGAGCAUGGAGGAGUUGGCGAACUCGUACGGGGUGGGGAACGACAGCAUUUCCAAAGAUGCGAGAUAAUCUGGGUGGUCGUUGGGAAUCAUGUUUUUUUUCUUCUGGGUAUUUGUUCACCCCAAGCAAGCGAUCAUGUGCUUUAUGGUUUACGGUCCAUCAUGACAGACAUAAUGGCAGUAUUAGUUUUCUUUGUAAAUAUUCACGAUUUAUUUUGUCAGGCAUUUUCUUCGUCAGCGUCUCUGGUGUUUUUUUUGUCUUGAUACCCAAUUUCACACAAAAGCUCAUGUUUCUCAGGUUACCUAUGGGCGUGUCUGGUUACUUAGAUCUAGGUAUAUGAUAUGCUACGCU